Molecule: messenger RNA, 913 nt
Organism: Medicago truncatula (barrel medic)
Lineage: Eukaryota; Viridiplantae; Streptophyta; Magnoliopsida; Fabales; Fabaceae
Product: protein GLUTAMINE DUMPER 3
Exons: 1
Coding region: 140-664 (174 amino acids)
Biological process (GO): regulation of amino acid export
Source: RefSeq, a predicted model, not a curated record
CACCCCAUCACCCACUUCACAACCCAAUCUUCAUUUUUAAAUCCUCCCUAAAUAAUACACAUCUUCUCGUCCUUCCUUCUUACCAACUUCUCCUCUGUUUUCUCUCUGUUCUGUUCUGUUAUACACCAAAAAAACAAAAAUGGCUGCAUACAGAGAACCCAUGAACGUAAGUGAAAGAGCACCAAUUUCAUCACAAGUACCACACUCACCAUGGCAUUCACCAGUUCCAUACUUGUUCGGUGGUUUAGCAGCCAUGUUAGGUUUAAUAGCUUUUGCUCUAUUAAUCCUUGCAUGUUCUUAUUGGAAGCUUUCAGGUUACCUUGAAGGUAACGGUGAAUCAGAAAGAGACCUUGAAGCUGGUGAAAGAAACAACGACACGGAUCAGAAACCGUAUGAAGAAAAAAUAUUGGUGAUUAUGGCUGGACAAGAUAAACCAACAUUCUUAGCCACACCAAGCAUGUCUUCAAGCACAAGUACAAGUACUAGUAGAUCCUCUUCUUUUGGUGACAACACUAGUACUUGUACUUGUGAACAUGACAAGGACCAGAAAUCGAUAGAAAAUAUGAAUGAUGAAGAAUCAACCGUGAAACAAGGAGGGGGUGGUGGUGAAAAUCAUGUAAGAAGAACAGAAAGUGUGGAAACACCAACAACAGACACAUCUUAAGAUAAGAACGUUUGAUAUGAUUAAUCAUGUUUAAUGGAGUUUUUGCAUGUUCCGUGAUUGGUUAUUAUUAUGUUAUAUAUAGAGAUAGAGAUGAGAUGGGUUUAGAAUUUUAGAUCCUUCUCUUCUUUUUAUGGGACAUGUGUAAUUUUCUUCAAUAUCUACAAAGUACAACUGUACAUUGAUAUUUCGGGAAUGUAAAUUUGAUGAGGUGGAAUGGAAGGUUUGCUAGUUCUCAAUUUUUGUUUAAAA